CCGUUGCUGCUAGAGUCGGACUCCAGGAGUGGGACUGCGAGGCUGCGGGACUGCGGAGCUUCGGGUCCCGAGUCCCGGAGCGGCACUAGGCGGCCCGGGCCGGGUGCGGGGACUCUGGCGCCGGCGCCACACGGCAGCAUGAGGCGGAGAUUAAUGUGACAGAGUUGGGUGGACCAGUAGCCAUCACCCUGCCCCCUUUGUGGGGAGGUGCUGAGAGUGGAUAAGCAUGGAAGAAAGGAAGCAUGAGACAAUGAACCAAGCUCAUGUUCUCUUUGACCGGUUUGUCCAAGCCACCACCUGCAAGGGAACUCUCAAGGCCUUCCAAGAGCUCUGUGACCACCUGGAACUGAAGCCCAAGGACUAUCGCUCCUUCUAUCAUAGGCUCAAGUCCAAGCUUAACUACUGGAAAGCCAAAGCCCUCUGGGCAAAGCUGGACAAACGGGGCAGUCACAAGGACUACAAAAAGGGAAAGGCGUGUACUAACACCAAGUGUCUCAUCAUUGGAGCUGGCCCCUGUGGUCUACGGACAGCCAUUGACUUAUCUUUAUUGGGAGCCAAGGUGGUCGUUAUUGAGAAACGGGAUGCGUUCUCCCGCAACAAUGUCUUGCAUCUCUGGCCAUUCACCAUACAUGAUCUGCGAGGUCUGGGUGCCAAGAAGUUUUAUGGCAAAUUCUGUGCUGGAGCCAUCGACCAUAUCAGUAUCCGUCAGCUCCAACUAAUACUCUUGAAAGUAGCCUUGAUCCUAGGCAUUGAAAUACAUGUCAAUGUGGAAUUCCAAGGACUUGUACAACCUCCCGAGGAUCAAGAGAAUGAACGGAUAGGUUGGAGGGCACUGGUACACCCCAAAACUCAUCCUGUAUCAGAGUACGAAUUUGAAGUGAUCAUCGGUGGGGAUGGCCGCAGGAACACCUUGGAAGGAUUUCGUCGGAAAGAGUUUCGUGGCAAACUGGCCAUUGCCAUUACUGCAAAUUUUAUUAACCGAAAUACAACAGCAGAAGCCAAAGUGGAAGAGAUCAGUGGUGUGGCUUUUAUAUUCAACCAGAAGUUUUUCCAGGAACUGAGAGAAGCUACAGGUAUUGAUUUGGAGAACAUCGUCUACUACAAGGAUGACACGCACUAUUUCGUAAUGACAGCCAAAAAACAGAGUUUACUGGACAAAGGCGUGAUCUUGCAUGACUACGCUGACACAGAGCUCUUGCUUUCCCGGGAGAACGUGGACCAAGAGGCUCUGUUGAACUACGCCAGGGAGGCAGCGGACUUCUCCACACAGCAGCAGCUGCCCUCUUUGGAUUUCGCCAUCAAUCACUAUGGGCAGCCUGACGUGGCCAUGUUUGACUUCACUUGCAUGUAUGCCUCCGAGAACGCUGCCUUGGUGCGGGAGCACAACGGACACCAGCUUCUAGUGGCUCUGGUUGGGGAUAGCCUCCUGGAGCCUUUCUGGCCAAUGGGAACAGGAAUAGCCCGGGGCUUUCUAGCUGCUAUGGACUCUGCCUGGAUGGUACGAAGUUGGUCUCUAGGAACAAGUCCCUUGGAAGUCCUGGCAGAGAGGGAAAGCAUCUAUAGAUUACUGCCACAGACCACCCCUGAGAAUGUGAGCAAAAACUUCAGCAAAUAUAGUAUCGACCCUGUUACUAGGUAUCCUAAUAUUAAUGUCAACUUCCUCCGACCAAACCAGGUACGCCAUUUAUAUGACACUGGAGAAAUGAAAGAUAUUCAUCUGGAAAUGGAGAACUUGGUGAAUUCCCGAACCACUCCAAAGUUGACUCGCAAUGAAUCUGUAGCUCGUUCGAGCAAACUCUUGGGUUGGUGCCAAAGGCAGACAGAUGGCUACGCCGGAGUGAAUGUGACAGAUCUCACCAUGUCAUGGAAAAGUGGCUUGGCCCUGUGUGCCAUUAUCCAUAGGUAUCGUCCCGACCUGAUAGAUUUUGAUUCUUUGGAUGAGCAGAAUGUGGAGAAGAAUAACCAGCUGGCCUUCGAUAUUGCUGAGAAAGAACUGGGCAUCUCUCCCAUCAUGACAGGCAAAGAGAUGGCCUCCGUGGGGGAACCUGACAAGCUGUCCAUGGUGAUGUACCUGACUCAGUUCUAUGAGAUGUUUCAGGACUCGCUCCCUGCCAGUGACACUUUGGACCUGAAUGCUGAGGAGAAAGCAGUCCUGAUAGCCAGCACCAAAUCCCCCAUCUCCUUCCUGAGCAAACUGGGGCAGACCAUCUCCCGGAAGCGUUCUCCCAAGGAUAAAAAGGAAAAGGACUUGGAUGGUGCUGGAAAGAGGAGAAAGACUAGUCAAUCAGAGGAGGAGGAAGCACCCCAUGGCUACAGAGGAGAAAGACCAACACUGGUGAGCACUCUGACAGACAGGAGGAUGGAUAUUGCCAUUGGGAACCAGAACAAAGUGAAGUACAUGGCAACUCAGCUGCUGGCCAAAUUUGAAGAGAAUGCACCCCCACAGUCCACGGGCAUAAAGAGACAGCCGACACAAGAGCGUGGGGUCAGCCAUCCGUCCUGCUGCCUGCCUGAGCAGGGCCGCCCUGCUCCCAUCCCCCAGUGGAAACAGGGCUCCAUGAAGAAGGAGUUCCCACAGAACUUGGGAGGCAGUGACACGUGCUAUUUCUGCCAGAAGCGAGUCUAUGUGAUGGAGAGGCUGAGUGCUGAAGGCAAGUUCUUCCACCGGAGCUGCUUCAAAUGCGAGUACUGCGCCACCACCUUGCGCCUCUCUGCCUAUGCCUAUGACAUCGAAGACGGUAAAUUCUACUGUAAACCACACUACUGUUACCGACUGUCUGGCUACGCCCAGAGGAAGAGACCGGCGGUGGCUCCUCUGUCUGCAAAGGAGGCCAAAGGACCCCUGCAGGAUGGCCCCACUGCAGACGCAAAUGGACGGGCCAGCACCACCGCCAGCUUGGCUGAGAGAACCCCAGGUUCAAAUGUGAAUGGCCUGGAGGAGCCCAGCAUUGCCAAGCGGCUGAGGGGCACUCCUGAGCGGAUUGAGCUGGAGAACUACCGCCUGUCCGUGAGGCAGGCGGAGGAGUUGGAGGAGGUGCCCGAGGAGACGCAGGCUGAGCACAACCUGAGCAGCGUGCUGGACAAGGGCACUGAAGAGGAUGUGGCCAGCAGCAGUUCUGAGUCUGAGAUGGAGGAGGAAGAAGAGGAGGAGGAAGAGCCUGGGCUGCCCCCCUCGGACCUGGGCGGUGUCCCCUGGAAGGAGGCUGUGAGGAUCCAUGCUCUUCUGAAAGGAAAGAGUGAAGAGGAGCUUGAGGCCUCAAAGAGCUUUGAGCCUGGCAAUGAAGAAGAGGAGGACGAGGAGGAGGAAUAUGAAGAAGAGGAGGAGGAAGAAUAUGAUGAGGAAGAGGAAGAGUCCAGUGAAGUGCCUGACCUUCCCUCCAUACGCCGCGCAGCCGUGCAGGCCUGGCUGGAGACAGUGUCCGGAGUCCCACUGGAUGAGAAUGACCUGGAGGAAGAUGCGGACUCGGAGCCAGCAGAGAUAGAAGGGGAGGCUGCAGAGGAUGGGGACCCAGGGGACACUGGUGCUGAGCUGGAUGAUGAUCAGCACUGGUCUGACGACAUCCCAUCAGAUGCCGAGACGGAGCUUCGCUUGCAGCGCCAGGCCGAGAUAGAAGCAGAGCUGGAACUGAGGGUAUCAGAAAAUGAGGAGGAGCCUGUACCCUCCUUGACAAAGCCACAAGAGAAAGGUCCCUCCCAAGUCUCCAGCCCCAUCCGGUCCCCUCAGGAACAAGUUAUUCUGUUCACCCCUGUCCACAGCCCUGUGGCAGAGGGGUCUCAAGUCCCACCUGCCUCUACCGCCACCACAGUGCAAUCCCCCUGCGAGCGCCUUUUCCCUGAGCCUUCCCUCCCCAGAGAGAAGCCCAAAACUGAAUCCCCUACCAACCAGCCAAUUGUGCUCUCGCCCGUCCGAUCGCAGCCAGUGGCUCUGCCAGAAGCCAGGACACCUACCUCACGAGCUGGUGCUCAGCCCGUGUCACCCUUGGUUCCCCCCACACCCCCAUCCACCCAGCUCCCCAUUUGCUCCCAACCUCAGCCAUCCUCCGAAGCCACCAUCCCAUCUCCCACCCAGUCUCCCAUCCGCUUCCAGCCCGUUCCUGCCAAAACCUCCACCCCUCUGCCCACCCUCCCCACGAAGAGCCCAGGUGACACCAAGGACAAGCUGGGUAGCCCUCUGACCGUGGACGAGGCCCUGAAACGGAAUGACCUGGUGGAAGAGUUUUGGAUGAAGAGCGCUGAGAUCCGCCGCAGCCUCGGACUCACGCCUGUGGAUCGGAGCAAGGGACCUGAGCCCAGCUUUCCCUCACCUGCCUUUAAACCGGUGUCUCUGAAAGCCUAUUCUGUUGAGAAGUCCUCUCAGGAUGAGGGGCUUCAUCUUCUGAAACCUCCACCUGUUCCUAAGAGGCUAGGCCUGCCCAAGUCAGAUGGUGAGCAGCCCUCCCUGCUGACUCCCAAGUCACCAUCUGACCGAGAGUUGAGGAGCUGCCACGAGGAGCGCAGGGACCUGUCCAGCAGUUCGGGCCUGGGCCUCCAGGGCAGCUCCUCCAACAUGAAGACCUUGGGCAGCCAGAGCUUCAACACCUCUGACUCCACCAUGCUCACUCCACCCUCAAGCCCACCCCCGCCCCCACCCCCUGACGAGGAACCUGCCACUCUUCAGCUUCAGCGGAAGCCCUACCAGCAUAAGGAGGCAGGGCCCAAGGCCUCGGUCAUCCCACCACCUCCACCUGCCACAUUCAUGCGGCCCCCCCGAGAGCCCGCCCAGGCCCCCAGAGAAGAGGUGCGCAAGUCCUUUGCGGAGAGCGUGGACGAGAUCCCCUUUGCUGAUGAUGUGGAGGACACAUAUGAUGACAAGACGGAGGAGUCGAGUCUGCAGGAGAAGUUCUUCACCCCCCCGUCCUGCUGGACCCACUCUGAGAAGACCCCCCAGCACCCUGGGGCCAGGGAGAAUGGUCGGCUGCCUGCUCUGGAGGGUGGGGCCCUGCCUCAGAAGAGGGGCCUGCCCUUGGUCUCGCCGGAAGCCAAGGAGCUGGCUGAGGAGCGCAUGAGAGCCAGGGAGAGGUCUGUGAAGAGCCAGGCACUGAGGGAUGCCAUGGCCAAGCAGCUGAGCAGGAUGCAGGAGAUGGAGACAGCUGUUGGGGCCUCCCGGUCCCGCAAAGCCCCCUCCACACCGUUCCAGGGCAAAGAACUCAUGUCCAAGUCCCCCAAACGCCCAGCCCUCAGAGGCUCUGAGGAGCCAACCCUGAAGCACGAGGCCACCAGCGAGGAGGUCCUCUCCCCACCGUCAGACUCAGGGGGCCCUGAUGGCUCUGUCACCUCCUCUGAAGGCUCCAGUGGGAAGAGCAAAAAGAGGUCAUCCCUCUUCUCACCCCGCAGAAACAAGAAAGAGAAGAAGUCCAAAGGUGAGGGCCAGCCGCCAGAGAAACCUGGCCCCAGCCUGCUGGAGGAGGCGGCUGCCAAGCCCAAGUCUCUGUGGAAGUCUGUGUUCUCUGGGUAUAAGAAGGACAAGAAGAAGAAGAGUGAUGAUAAGUCCUGCUCCAGCACCCCUUCCAGUGGCGCCACCGGGGAGUCUGGGAAGCACAGGAUGUCUCCCAUCGUGAGAGCAGAGCUACAGCUCCGGCGCCAGCUGAGUUUCUCAGAGGACUCUGAUCUCUCCAGCGACGACAUCCUUGAGAAGUCCUCCCAGAAGUCCAAGCGAGAGUCGAUUUAUGUGCCACACGCCUUGGCGUUCAAGAGAUCAUUUUCAGCAAAGCCCAGAACCUACACAGAGGAAGAACUGAAUGCCAAGCUGACCCGGCGUGUGCAAAAGGCAGCCCGCAGACAGGCCAAGCAAGAAGAACUUAAGCGACUGCACCGAGCCCAGAUUAUCCAGCGGCAGCUGGAGCAGGUGGAGGAGAAGCAGAGGCAGCUGGAGGAACGAGGGGUUGCCGUGGAGAAGGCGUUGCGGGGUGAAGCAGGCAUGGGCAAGAAGGAUGACCCCAAGCUGAUGCAAGAGUGGUUCAAGUUGGUGCAAGAGAAAAACGCCAUGGUGCGCUACGAGUCGGAGCUGAUGAUUUUUGCCCGGGAGCUGGAGCUGGAAGACCGACAGAGCCGCCUGCAGCAAGAGCUCCGGGAGCGAAUGGCUGUGGAAGAUCACCUGAAGACUGAGGAGGAGUUGGCAGAGGAGAAGAAGAUCUUGAAUGAGAUGCUGGAUGUGGUGGAACAGAGAGACUCUCUGGUGGCCCUGUUGGAGGAGCAGAGACUCCGGGAGAAAGAGGAAGACAAGGACCUGGAGGCUGCCAUGCUGUCAAAGGGCUUCAGCCUCAACUGGUCCUGAGCCCCGGGAGCUCGCUCCUUGGUCUGUCGGCAUCUGCCUGCCUGAGCUGCGUUCUCCCAACCUCCUGGAUCCCUGGUCUAGGAAUGCCUGGCAGCUCGUGGGAGCCUGCACUCAUGCCCACGUGCCUCCUGAAAAUGGGGUCAGGUUCCGUGUGCUGUGGGGAGACCCCAGGCAACAGGCUCCCAGGCCUCCUCGGGAGAUGCUCAGCUGGACUCCCCACUGGAGACAAGAGAGAAAGGAGCCUGUGCAUUGGAUGCAGGACUGGGGGAAGCCACGCAGGCCCUGAGAACACGCCACCGGUGCCUGCCCUUCUGCACACGGUAAGAGAAGGAUGCUGCUUCCUUGUGAAGCUGCAGCGGCCCCACCAAGUGCCCUCUACAGGGUGGAAGGGGCACUUGUCUUCUUCAUGCUCCUGGUAGCACCACCAAAGAAGUAAAUAAGAAGACCCACCAAGAUCAAAGCGAAUGGAGACCUGAGAGAGGAGCAAUGGCCAGUUAGGGCAAUGCCCACCCCAGCCCCGCAGGGGGAGCAGAGGGGCAGGCAGGCCCUGGAGUCCAUUAUGCAAGUUAGGAGGAUGCAAGAUGGGUCUGUCCCCAGCCCCCACACCACACACUGGACCCCAAGUGGCCAAAUGCCCCAGGCUUCUCUUGGCUGCAGCCUGAGGCCUGUGGAUUGCUGCAUUAUGCUUAUAGUUCACAACCAUUUCUGACACUGGAAAGUACUGACUUUGGGGGACUGAGUUCAAGCCCCCCUCUGACAGACAGGCAUUGUCCCUGUCCAGUGCUUCACGCUGGGGGCAGGAGAUCACCUUUCUCCUCAGCGUUUUUCCUGUGUUUGCACAUUGAAAUGAAGCUGAUGACUUAGCAAGACGCUCAGCCACUUUGGACCUUUUUUUUGUCAAUUAACUUAUUUUUUUUCACAUUCCAAUAAAUUUAUUCUGUAAAAACA
Messenger RNA from Lepus europaeus (European hare), 7261 nucleotides. It is a transcript of the gene MICAL3, whose product is annotated as microtubule associated monooxygenase, calponin and LIM domain containing 3. The record is from RefSeq and is a predicted model, not a curated record. Bases 227 to 6313 code for a protein of 2028 amino acids. NCBI's taxonomy places the organism in Eukaryota, Metazoa, Chordata, Mammalia, Lagomorpha, Leporidae. The transcript has 34 exons. Gene Ontology annotation, molecular function: FAD binding; protein binding.